GCAACCAUGUGGGUGGAGGGGUGGGGAAGCUGAGUGGUGUGUCCCAGGGGUUGACAGCCCCACCCUGCACCGUCCUGUACCCCUGGGCGACCCUGGACACGGGGAGGAGCUUCCGAGCUCCCCAUUCCCGCCCCGAAAAGGGGCCUUGACCCAGAUGUCCCAGGGCUGCAGGGAGGGCCAGCUGGCAGGAAGGACCGGGACGUGUGGUCCCGUGUCAGGCACAAACCCAUUUGUAACCAGAGCAGGGCCAAGAGACCGGCUGAGGCCCCACCCUGCCGCCACGUCCAGGAGACCGAGGGGGCCGAGCCGCUGUCCACAGGGGCCUCUGGCACAGGCCUGACCGAGUGGGGCAGAUGGCUAACACCUCAGGGCUCCUGGGAACGGCCGGCGCCCCCCUGGUGUGGACAACCUGGCCACAGCCCAGCUCCCCGCCGGCCAUGUCAACCGUGCCCACCGGGCCACAGAUGGACCGCGUGGCGAACGGCUCCCAGGCUGCCUCCCGGCUCUUCCUCACCACCGCCCUGGCCCGCGGCGUCUCGGGCAUCUUCGUGUGGACUGCCCUGGUGCUCACCUGCCACCAGAUCUACCUGCACCUGCGCUCCUACACAGUCCCCAACGAGCAGCGCUACAUCAUCCGCCUCCUCUUCAUUGUGCCUAUCUAUGCCUUCGACUCCUGGCUCAGCCUCCUCCUCCUGGGGGCCCACCAGCGCUAUAUCUACUUCGACUCCGUGCGGGAUUGCUAUGAGGCCUUUGUCAUUUACAGCUUCCUGAGCCUCUGUUUCCAGUACCUCGGGGGCGAGAGUGCCAUCAUGGCUGAGAUCCGGGGAAAGCCCAUUCGGUCCAGCUGCUUCUACGGCACCUGCUGCCUGCGCGGCAGGUCCUACUCCAUCGGGUUCCUGCGCUUCUGCAAGCAGGCCACGCUGCAGUUCUGCGUCGUGAAACCCAUCAUGGCCUUGGUCACCAUCAUCCUGCAGGCGUUUGGCAAAUACCACGAUGGGGACUUCAAUAUCCACAGCGGCUACCUCUAUGUCACCCUCAUCUACAACGUCUCCGUCAGCCUGGCCCUCUACGCACUGUUCCUUUUCUACUUCGCCACCAGGGAGCUCCUGCGGCCCUUUGAGCCUGUCCUCAAGUUCCUCACCAUCAAGGCCGUCAUCUUCCUCUCUUUCUGGCAGGGGAUGCUGCUGGCCAUCCUGGAGAGGUGUGGGGCCAUCCCUGAGGUCCAGGUCAUCGACGGGAGCAAGGUGGGAGCCGGCACGGUGGCCGCUGGCUACCAGAAUUUCAUCAUCUGCAUCGAGAUGCUCUUUGCCUCCAUUGCCCUGCGCUAUGCCUUCACCUGCCAGGUGUACUCGGAGAAGAAAGAGAACUUGCCAGCCCCCACAGCUCCCAUGCAGAGCAUCUCCAGCGGCCUCAAGGAGACCAUAAGCCCUCAGGACAUCGUGCAGGACGCGAUCCACAACUUCUCCCCUGCCUACCAGCACUACACGCAGCAGGCCACGCACGAGGCCCUGGGGCCCGGCAAGGGCAGGCACCCCUCGCCCGACACCCACCCCAGUGUGGCCGGUGGCCCUGGUGGGGGCAAGAAGAGCCGUAACCUGGAGAAGAGGAUGCUGAUCCCCGAGGAGGAGCUGUAGGAGGGAUGGCCUCGGGGUCACUGGACGCCUGGCUGGGGACGGACGGCCCAGGCCUCUGGGAAAGGACAGGGCCCCUCACCCACCAACCCUAUUGCCAAAGGUCAAGCCUCUCCGGGGAAACCUCCUGCCAGGCCCUUCGAGCCCACUUCCCAUCCUCCCUCCCGCCGGCGGGCCCACAGUCCCAGGGGAGAGCACUCGAGCUGACCUGACGAGCACCGGACUGGCUGGGCUCCCCUGACCACCAGCUUAGGUGGCCACCAGGGGACAGGGAGCCAGCAUGGCCUCCCUGGAUGGACAGGUCCCAUCUGCGGGGAACGAUGGCCAGGACAGAGCUGGGCAGCCUGGCUCUGAGAGGCCUGGAGCCUCAGGCACUACUGGCGGGUGGGGUCCACACAGGCUGGUGGGGGCAGGUGACUCAGCUGGGCCUUGCAUGGCCCCCUUGGGCCCGAGAGAGAAGGGACACUGCAGCUCCACACACCCUCCAGCCAUGGGGAGCCCUGGAAAGCCCCCACCCACCCGGGGGUGUGCCCCACAUGGGUCCGGGGGCUGCGCAGGCCAGCUGCACAGAACCUUUGCCCAGGGCCGCCAGUGGAGCGCGGGCUUCCCCCCAUGAAUCACAUGCAUUUGUACAUAAACAGCUGCGUUUUCUAGUGAC
Equus caballus (horse) is the source of this 2289-nucleotide messenger RNA. RefSeq names its product transmembrane protein 184A (gene TMEM184A). Gene Ontology annotation, biological process: transport. The record is from RefSeq and is a predicted model, not a curated record. Gene Ontology annotation, molecular function: transporter activity. Lineage: Eukaryota; Metazoa; Chordata; Mammalia; Perissodactyla; Equidae. Gene Ontology annotation, cellular component: early endosome membrane.